UUUCUAACCUGAAGUUUAGAGUCUGGGUGAAAAUGCAGGACAUCAUCCAGUACACUUCUGUUACUCUGGACCCCAACACUGCACACGCUCAGCUCCGUGUGUCCGAAGAUCUCACUGUUGUGGAACACAGAAAACAGGAAGUGCUGCUUCCUGAUAAUCCAGAGAGAUUUGACAGCGUUACAUGUGUCCUGGGCUGUGAGGGCUUUAAUGGAGGCUCGCACUUCUGGGACGUCGAGGUUGGGGACAGUGCAGUCUGGGAGCUGGGAGUCAUCAGAGAGUCUGCUCUGAGAAAGAGGAACUCCUUCUGUAAUGCAGUGUGCAGCAUGAGCUACAGUAAAGGAAGUUACCACACGCUCUGCCCAGGACAGGCAGGUGACAUCUUCAGAGCUAAAGACAAACCACAGAAGAUCAGAGUGCAUCUGGACUGGACGAAGGGGAAAGUGACAUUUACUGAUCUUCUGACCAAUUCACACUUACACACUAUAACACACACUUUUACUGAGACACUCUUUCCAUUUUUCUAUAACGGCUCUCAAUCUCGACCUCUGAAGAUCUUACCAAUAAAACAGACAGUGACAUUAAACACUUACCUUUAACACCACAGAACAAAAACAUCAUCACCAUCUCUGAAAACCUGAACAACAAAAAUCCACCUUUAGCUCAUCUAUAAAAGCAUUAAAGUGUGUUGUUCUGUAUCAUGACACUCAUUCAGUAUCGAGUUUGAGCAAAUAUACCACAACACUGUUCAGCUCUUAAUUCUGAUUGGUCAGGACUUGAUUAAAGUGUUGAUUCAUUUUCCAGAACAUCAGUUCUGACAGUAGUGCAGCUGCGAAUCUCAAAUUUAUAUAACUGCAUUGUUCAGAUACGUGAUUGUUUCUAUGGUAACAACACAAAGAGGGACAGCAGAUGCUCCAAAAAAAAUGGACUUUUAAAGAAAGUUGGUAAUCAUUAAUAAAGGGUGAAUUUUUCUCUAAGAAAAUGUUUGUUUGACAUUUUAUGGCCACACUCACAUCUGAUUUAAUUAGACAAUAUU
Tachysurus vachellii is the source of this 1033-nucleotide messenger RNA. Its product is annotated as erythroid membrane-associated protein-like. NCBI's taxonomy places the organism in Eukaryota, Metazoa, Chordata, Actinopteri, Siluriformes, Bagridae. The transcript has 2 exons. Gene Ontology annotation, molecular function: protein binding. The coding region runs from base 33 to 596 and encodes 187 amino acids. The record is from RefSeq and is a predicted model, not a curated record.